UAACUGCGUUGGGUAAACAAGGAGCCAGGCAAGUGCUAAAUCUGAAGCGCUGCCGCAUCCUUAAACUAAGACUGGGUGAGUGAGUUGUUAAAUAAUUGCAACAAUUCCAGUUCAUCAACACUCGUAAAAGGAGUUCACUCUAAAACUUUUUAGAUGUUGAGAUUGAAAUGGAAGACAGCAUUGUGCAGCCUGCGGUGGCACAGCAAUUCCAAGAAACAUCUGGACCAGACUCAUCCACAUCGCUUACUGAUCACAUUCCCGUUCAAGUACCAGCCACUUUAGAGUCUGCAUCAGCUGCAAUUGAAACUGUAGACUCUGAUAUCAUUGAUGCAUCUGAAACUCUAAGUGAGCCCAUAAUUACCUCAGAGACCACCACCAACAGACUACUAGCUAAUGGAGAAACAGCUUCUCUCUCAUUUUCUGAAAACGCCAUUCAAGGAAGUACCUGUCUUCCAGAAUCUACAGAGAAGAGUACUGAGUUCCAGCAGGAAACAUUACCCAGUGAAGUGAACAAGAAGCAGAUUGCAAAACCACAGGAAUUCCAGGAAACAUUUCCACCAAAUGCAGCUACAUCAGGCGAUCAGUGUUUCCCUCAUCGAGAUCCAGUCUCAUUGGAGCCUACAUCAGAAACAAUUGAAACUCUAGACUUGGGUGACACUGAUGUAUUUGACAAACCAAAUGGCCCAACAUCUAACUCGCUGAGAAUCAUUGGCGAUGCAUCAACUUCCAGAGAAACACUUUCCCCCUCACUUUCUCAGAAUGCAACAAAAGAAAGAACUGAUCUACAGGAACCUGCAGGAAACAGUACUGAGGAAAGCCAGAAGUGGAAUAGAAAGAAGAAUGGAAACGAUCAGCCUUCUGUUUUCCUGGAGAAAUCAGGAAAUUUGCCUUGUUUGCCUGAGAAAGAAUCAUCUGCAGAUUCCACACGAGCUGAGGUUGCAAAUCAGCAACAUAAACUCAAUGUUGCUGCAGCAGUUAAAGGAGGUGUGAUGAAUAUUCCAGGCCUACUGGUGGAAAAGGACUUACCUGACACCCACAAUGAAUGUAGCCCAUCAAGUGAUAAACAUACAAGCCAGAGUGUUCUAGGGGGAGUUGAUAGAUUGGGUGAUAAAACAAAAGCUGAACUUACUGAUGAUGAUUACUUCACUGUUAUGACAGAUGAUGAAAAAGACUCCCCUCUCCAAACGGAUGUCGUCAGCAACACUGAAUGCAUGGGAAGUAAACGAAAGAAGAGGAAAAAAUGCAGAAACCGAAAUAGAAAGAAGAGGAAAGACUCAACUCAUCAAACUACUGCAACAAACCAAAAGAAGGAGUCACCAGCUAAUGAUUCAGCCGAGACAACACUUGGAGAGCAGGCAGAUGGUGAGCGUGACCAUGAUACCAGUCAGCUGGGCCACUCUGGUGAAGAUACCAGUGAAACAGCACAAGUUCCUGCUGAACCCAAGCUGGCCACAGAGCAAAAACAGUCAGAACCUAUUAAGGACAUGAAACAAGUUGGUCCACAAGAUGCUGUCAAAGAACAAAUUCCCCCCUCGGAGAGCACUCCAGGGGAUGGUGAACAUGUUGAAAGUAAAUCAAAGAAAAAAAGAAAGAAGAGGCAGAAUGAAAAGAAGGACUCUCAACAGAAAAGUAAAAUGCUUCAGGUUGCUGAUGAGGCGGAGGGUGUGUCAACAUCUGCUGCAUCGGAUAAUGUGUUAGAGCUGGAGGCGCCAACCAUACCACAGACCAGUAAUGUGGAUUCCAAGAAAGCACGGGAAGGUGGAAAAGUCAAAACUCAGUCAGAAUUGGAAGCUAAAGAGAGAGCUGCUGGUGCUUCACAGAGUGGUCAGAGCAAGAGUGAAGACACAACCAAACAGAUAUCUACUAAAGAUCAGUCAGCCAGUUACAACGCAGACAGAUGUGAUUCCGUUCAAGAAAAUCGCAGAGCUAUGCAGAAAAAGGGCGGAAGUGAAACAAAUGAUGACAACAAGAACGUUCCAGAAGCAAAUCCAACAGACAAAAGCAAAAAACCAUCUAAUGAUCAGAACCAACCAGCAGCUUGCUUCAAUUUACCUGUAUCACACACGUUCACUAUUCAUAUCAAUGCUAUAAUUCCAAAUGAAGUUAAUUUUAAUCGAAGACAAGACAAAUUAUUUUUACUUUUUGAAAAUGCAGCCAUUUUACUUGAAGUCAUUAAUUUACGGAAGCUCAAUAAAAAUGGAUGUCUUAUACAAAGCAAUUUGAUUCAGCAUCCUGACAUUAAAGGAAAGACCUUUAGCUAUUGCUAUGCUGUAGAGAAAAAGAAUGAAUGGAUUGAAGAGGUUGUUGUGCGUUUUUUAACAAUACCUUAUACUCUAAUUGAAAAUGAAUGGCACCAAUAUGAUGGCAUCAUGAGUUUCCCACAAUCAUGGGAUAUUAUGCAUGCAGUGAAAAGCAUCACACAAUUUCGAAUGAGCUCUGAAGAAAAGAUUUUGCAGUCAAAGCAUUUAGGAGGGAGAUUUAUGCUGGAGACCAUCUUCAGCCUUCUUGGAUCCCUGAAUAUUGAAAGAUUUGAGCAAGUUAAGAAGCAACUGAAGCAUUUUCAGCUAUGCAGCAAGAUGACUUUUAAUUAUGAACGAUAUUCAGGUGCACAGCAAGUCCGUUUAGGUGAAGAACAGGUCAAAGAAUUGAUAACUGAGCAGUUGAAGACAUUUCUACAGCCUUACACUCAGUCAGAAUCUCAAAAAGCAAAAAAGUCCGAAAAAACUGUGAAAAAUCGAUUUGUAGCUGGAAUGGUGGCUUUUGCUAUCCAGAACCAUUGCUCUUUGAAGUUAGAUACAAGUAACUUGGUAACUAUCUGCCAAAUGUUACAACUGCCUCAGGAACGUACAGAAGAGGUUCUCCAAGACCUGGAAGAAUUUGCAACCUUUUUCCAAUCACCUCAAUACACAUGUAAAGGACUGAUUAAUUGCUGCAUUCAACAUGGAGUCUUGGAGUUGGUGCUCGUUGUACCACUUCUUCACUGGUGUAUGGAACAGCAUCAACCAGAACGUUCAGUGAGCAGUGAAGCCAGUUCCACUAGAUCAGAACCACUCAACGGGGUUUCCUAUGGAAUGUUUUGCUACAGAAUAAGAAAUCACCCUGAAAAAAGAAGAAAAUUAUUGGAACUGAUGUUUCAAAUGAAACCUCUGGUUAAGAUGGACCCUACACUGGUCUUUACCUGGUUUUCACUGGUUCCGUCCGAGGAUAUUCCCGAAUACGCAAAGGAAAUGGGAGUGAGCCUGAAUCAUGUUGUACAAGAGCUAAUGUGCAGAUUAAAAGGGUUGAAAGAGAAAAUGGAAAAUGCUAAUUUUAAACUGUUGGACAAGGAUAUUCAGGUAUUUGCGAAAAGCAUCUGUUAUAUCAAAGAUACGGUAGCCCAACAAUCAGAAAGAGUGAAUAUCUCUGAGUUGCUGGAAAAUGAUGUGAAGUGGAGCACUAAGAUGCUGACAAUAAUCUGUGAACUGACUAACCGCACAGGAUUGUAUGAAGUUCCCGCUCUUUCAUUUCAGCUUGUUAUGAAAGUUGCUGAGAAAGUAAAAAUGCUGCUAACAGAGCAGUCUCAGGAUGAGCCAUCUCCAGAAGAAAAUCAAGACCAUGUCAAUGUAAAAUUAGUAAUUGAUGGAGCACAGGAUUGCCUCCGUUCCUGGCGAACAAGAACCUUGCUGAAAGACUUACUUUCCAAAGCAGAGAUCACUGACAAGAAAGAACUGGAGAUGUGGAAUUGCCACUUUACCAUGGAAUGUGGAGUUACUGACUGGGCUACUGAGUGGAGUGAGGCAACAAGGAUUGACCUUAUAAAAAGAAUACAGAAGGAGAACCCCUCUGACCAGAUAGUAAUCUAUUGGAAUGAGAAGGAAACUUUAACCACAUUAAACCCCAUUCUUUUGGAUUGUUUUGAGCACUGUGCACUCAAUGCUGUGGAGGAAGUUUGCCAGAGCAAAAAGGAAGCUAAACUGCUUGAAAAGUUAAACCCGUGGAAACACCAAAAAUGUGCAAAAGUUUUAUCAGAACUAAUUGAAGAAUCUGGGAAAAGAAUGGGAAGUAGCAAUUUUGGCAGUGUGCUGAGUUCGGAUUGUGCUGUGCACUAUUGUCUUCUACAAGGUGACUGCAGUAAACUUGAUGUCUCGGAGAAAGCAAGAGGUUUACUAAAGGAUGCUGAGAACAGUUUUCACAUGGUGGUUGAAUGUCUUUACCAAGGCUCUGUGAAGGUUGCUGAUCUGCAGUUACUCCUAGAUAAGAGAAACGAGUACUCCAAUUUAUUUCAAGCACAACAGAAACUCCCAGAACAUCAGAAGAAGAGGUUCUUUCAAGUUGAUGCUGGAAAACUGGUGUCAAAGAGAGGAGAAGAACUUGAGGCCUUUCUGAGUGAGAAAAAAUCCAUUGGAACAUUAAUAAAUAUGAUUAAUAAAGCUCAUGAAACUAUUACAGUCACUGACAUAACUUACCUUGAAGAAAAGUACAAGACCAAUAUCCAAUCCAUGAGACUUGAAGAGCUCAUCAAAACAAAGCCCUGGAGAGAUGAAGAAUCUAAAAUUCAGCCUGCUUGCUGUGUUAAAUAUUUUAAUCUGGGCAGUGCUGUUACAAACAUGGCAUUGACAAUGCAUAAGCUCAGAGAUAGCAGCGUUCUUCUAAACUGUUGGCUGCAAGCCGCAAAAGAAUUCAGCUAUGAAGAUUAUACUUUGGACGACCUAUGCACUAGCAUCUGGCACUGUUGCUGGACUGACUACACAGAACUGUUCCACAAAACCGACCAGGGCACCAUAACAUUCCAGGAGGUUGACAGGAUGUUUUUUGAUCUCCGAGGGCAGCCUGGUGAAAUAAGGAAGGAGUUAUCCAACAUGUUUCAAGUGGUAAAAGGAAAAGAGUUGCCUCUGACAAGGCUUGAUCAGAUCAAACAGUAUUUUGAACUUCACUUAGCUGUUGAUUCUGCACGAGUAAUUCAAGACAUAGUGAAGGAGCUAAAACUGCAGGGUGACUUCAGAAGAAUUCAGAACUUGACAAAGAUAAAUGAACACUCUUUCAAAAAACAUUCUCUAGAUUACGUUGACAAAGGCUUAAUUCAGACCAAAACACUCUUAGCAAAAAUGACUCCAGAAUGCGUAAAGUGCUUAGAAGAAUUUGUUCAAAAGCAGCCAUUUGUGAACUGGGUGAAAGGAGCUUUGACAAACUUAAGGGAAGUAAAAGUAUUUGUGGACCUGGCGUCCAUAUCAGCUGGAGAAAAUGACAUGGAAAUUGAUCGUGUCGCCUGCUUCCACGACGCUGUGAUGGGUUAUUCUUCCUUCAUUUACGAACUGCCACAGAGCACAGAUUUUGAAGGGUUGAAGACUUCUGUAGAAAAAAUCCAGAAGGCACUGAACAGUGAUCCAAAACUUAUGGAAAAACUGAGAGAUUCAGCUCGUUAUUUGGAAUGGCUGAAGACCCUGAGGGAAAGUCAUGGAUCUGUGGAGACAUCCUCCCUGUCUCUAGCUGCAGCCAUCAAUCACAAAGGAGUUUAUAGGGUGGGCAACAUUGGACAACUACAUGAAGAAAAGUUGUCACUAGAAAAUGUCCUUCAGCUGAGUCUUUAUGAUGAGAGCACUAAAGAAAGGAAGAAAUACACACUGACGGAGCUGAGGGAAUUGCAGAACAAAUUAAUGCUGAUGUCGGGAAAAAGAGAAUGUGGAAAAGAGGAAGUUGCCAGAUUCAUGGAGGAUUUUAACAGUGUCCAAAGGCUCGGAAAGGCAUUUAUUGAAUUGUACUCAUCUGGAAACAUGCUUUACAGAAACUGGAAGGCACAUGUGUUCUGCAGUAAAGAGAGUGAUGUCUGCAUAAUAAUGGACUUUAAUGUGAGAGGCAUUGGAAGCCUGAAAGUUGGUGGCGAUCUCUCAGAGCAACUGCAAGUAUUGUGCAGAGCACUGGAGGAAUGCCUUCGGGGGUGGUGCGAGUUUAUUGAGAAGAGCCGGGAAAAGUUCUACUAUCUGAAUUACUAUACCGCAGAACAAAUAGUGUAUCUGUGUUCAGAACUGGGACGUUUUGCUGCCGGGAAGCCUUUGUGUAAGCAAGUGAUGACAAUGUUAUCAUUCAUUAAAACUGACUGCACUGUGAAGGACGUCAGAAGUGCGAUGCUUCAGUUAAUUACAUUGCCUGAGAUUUCGGUGAAUGAGGAGACAGAUGGCUUUGAGUUGAAACCUGGGGAGAGCGAAAGUGAGAGUGAAGAUGAGGAGACAGAUGUCUUUGAGUUGAAAGCUGGGGAGAGCGAAAGUGAGAGUGAAGAGAUUGAUGUAGAUUUGAUAGAAUUUGAUUUGCCAAAUACAAGUUCAUUUGAGAACAGUACAGAAAGAGUUUAUGCUCAGAAACCUACUCAGAGCCAUUACGAAGAGCAUGAUAAUGAAGUAACAAAGCGCAAGGCUGUUGAGCCUGCUGAACUUCAAUAUUCAGAAUUUGCCCCAUUCCAACAGAUUGAGCCUGCAGAAUCAGUAUGUGAGGAAAUGCAUGAUGCUGGUGUAUUAAAAAUAUCUCCCCAAAUGGAAAAUGCAAGUCUUUCUGAGGAGAUUGCACUACUUUGGAACAAAUUUAUGAAAAACAUGGCUGCUUUCUUAAUUGACCACUUAGAUAUAUUAGUUUUUGGUAUGCUACUUAGCCAUCUCUCGGGUAUGAAUGAGUCAAAAGUAAGAAGGCAGCUUCCUCCCUCUCUGUAUCAUGGAAGACCGAAUCUCAUAGUCUGUGCACAGCCCGAGAUCUUUAGGGCUGCUUUAUGUGUCUACAUGCAAAAUCAAAGGCAGCCUCUGCCAACCUACGAUGAAGUGCUUCUUUGCUCCGAGGAAACAACUUAUGAAGAAGUAGAAGUAUUCUUGCGAAGGGCCCUGAGCAGAGGAUCUCAUGAACAGAAAAUCUAUACGUUAAUUCAUGCUGACUGCCUAAGUUAUGAAACGAGUGUUAGAUUUGGAGAGUUAUUUGAGGAAUUGAUGCGUCAUUGCAAUCCAGUUUAUCAGUUUGUUGUAAUCUGCGAUGCUAAACGGCGGCACUGCUACAUCCCAUCCUAUCUUAGUCAUUACAAAAUACCUGCAGGGCUGAGUGUUAAAACAGAAGCCGUUCAGCAGUACCUGGUAUAUCAUUUCACUGUCCCUGCGAGCCAGUUGUCUGCAGCCCAGCUAUUCCAUGACCGACUUUCUGUCAGAAUCAUAUCGUCCAAAAGACCUGGAGUGGGAAAGUCCCUCUACAUUGACCGAUUGCAUGAAAAACUGUUACAGCACUAUCCUCGAAUUGACAAUGCUCUGAAGAGGAUCCGAUUAAUUGAGCCUGUGAUUGAUGAAAACCGGAUUGUUCAAAUGUUGCACGAUCUUUCAAGCACAUGUGAUUUUCGACGGCCAGUGAUAUUCCAUAUCGAUGCAGCACCUGUAAGGAAAAGAUUGGAAGAAUUCCUUUUCAAGAUCCUAAUAUUAGGAUUCCUGAAGAACAGCCAGGGAAGAAUCUGGAAACGCAGCACAGCUGAUCUGUACAUUGUGGAACAUCUGGAUGCCAAUGAAUUCCUUUAUAAACCACAUACUCAGCAGGUAAAUGUGGGACUUCUGGGUAUCCUACCAACAAUUUACUGCAGAACACCAAGAGAAGUUCGUCAGCUUGAAUUAAAAAAGCGUGAAGACACUGUCCUUAAUAUUUUAGACCCAUUAAUGGAUGAGGAGGAGUUCGUCAAUGAAGCCAUCCAGAGACCCUACCAAUAUCUCCGUCGGUUCAGUGUAAAGAUAAACAUUGAUCAAUUCAUGUAUAGAAAGCAUAGCGUUGAAGGAAAUCCUGCUGAAUGUCUAACUUUACUACUCCAAUACUGUGGACUAAGGGAUCCUUCCUGGGCAGAGUUGAGAAACUUUUCUUGGUUUCUGAACCUUCAGUUGAAAAACUGUGAGCAAUCCAUGUUUUGUAACCCUUCGUUUGUUGGAGAUACCCUGAUCGGCUUUAAAAACUUCAUUGUUGAGUUCAUGAUUCUCAUGGCUCAAGACUUUGCAACACCAUCCAUGAAUAUUUCAGAUGAAAGCCCUGCUUUCUCAACCCCCCAAGCAGAUGAAGAUCUACUUCCGUAUAUAAUACGGAAAAGAUGGGAAACUCACCCUCAUCCAUACAUAUUUUUCAAUGCAGACACAUUUUCCAUGACUUUUCUUGGUUUUCAUUUGAGAAGAAAUAAUAGAAGGGGAUUUGAUGCCGUGGAUCAACACACUGGUGAGGUACUGAGAGGAAACAUCAUGUCUUCACAACUUGAAAGUGGGCUCGGCUUGCAGCGAAUAAGAUUCAAUGAGAAUAUUGAUGCUCUUCCCAGAGAAGAGAAAAUCCAAAAGCUCAGCCGGGUACUUGGUGUGGAAAAAGCAACAGAUCCGGAUAAGACCUAUGAACUAACUGCAGACAACAUGAUGAAAAUGCUCGCCAUCCACAUGCGCUUUAGGUGUGAAAUUCCUGUCAUCAUCAUGGGGGAGACUGGCUGUGGAAAAACAAGACUGAUUAAGUUUCUUUGCGACCUACAGAAAGGAAAGCAUAAUACAGAAACUAUGAAACUAGUUAAGGUCCAUGGAGGCACAACAGCAGCGACAAUCUAUGCAAAAAUUAGAGAGGCAGAGAAGCUUGCCAUUGAGAACAAGCACAGGUAUGGCUUGGAGACAGUCCUCUUCUUUGAUGAAGCCAACACCACAGAAGCUAUCCAUGCCAUUAAAGAAGUUCUCUGUGACAAAACAGUUCAAGGUAAAGCAAUGAAAUGCGACACUGGUUUAAAAAUAAUUGCAGCCUGCAACCCUUACAGAAAGCAUUCUGAAGAUAUGAUCCAACGUCUGGAAAUGGCUGGGUUGGGAUACCGAGUUAAAGCAGAGGAGACUGAAGACAAACUGGGAAAAGUGCCUUUGAGGCAGCUGGUUUAUAGGGUGCAGCCAUUGCCAUCAAGCAUGAUUCCAUUGGUGUGGGACUUUGGACAGCUGAGUGACAAAGCUGAAUUGGCUUACACUAGCCAGAUUGUGCAAAGAUAUAUCCAUAGCCACAGUCUUCCAUUUCUGCAUACUGAAACCAUAAUUAUGGUCCUAGCAGCCUCACAGCAAUUUAUGAGGCAAAGGAAAAAUGAGUGCAGCUUUGUGAGCUUACGAGACGUAGAACGAAGCAUGAAGGUUUUGGUGUGGUUUUAUUGUCAUAGGUUUUUUCUAUUUGACUACCCAAACCCAAAUACAAAUAUCUUACAGGCUCUGAUAUCAGCAGUAGGGGUCUGUUACUAUCCCUCACUAUUGUGCAAGGAAGCAUAUUUAAAAAACAUAUGCAGAUUUUUCCCUGAACCUUAUGAUUCGCCCGAUGAAAUUCAGGCUCAAAUUGUCCACUGUCACGAUAUUUUCAUGAAAAAUAUAAAAACAAGAGAAACAAUAGCAAAAAAUGAGGCUUUAAAGGAGAACGUUUUCUUAAUGGUCAUUUGCAUUGAGCUGAGGAUCCCACUGUUCCUUGUUGGGAAGCCUGGCAGUUCAAAAUCCUUGGCAAAAACAGUUGUGCUGGACGCCAUGCAGGGACAAUCUUCUCACUGUGACCUAUUCAAAAAGCUGAAACAAGUCCACAUGGUGUCCUUUCAAUGCAGCCCCCAUUCAACACCAGAGGGGAUCAUCACCACCUUCAAACAAUGCGCACGUUUUCAGCAGGGCAGAAACCUGGAUGAAUAUGUUUCCGUGGUGGUCCUAGAUGAAAUUGGCUUGGCUGAAGACUCUCCACAGAUGCCACUGAAAACUCUUCACCCGUUGCUGGAAGAUGGUUGUGUUGACGAUGACAAUCCACUCCCACACAAGAAAGUAGGCUUCAUUGGAAUUUCCAACUGGGCCUUGGAUCCUGCCAAAAUGAACCGUGGGAUUUUUGUUUCCCGAUUGGAUCCAUGUGAGAAAGAGCUCAUUGACACGGCCGAAGGAAUAUGUUCAUCCGACCUUGUUCUGCUACAGAAGGUGCAGCAUCUCUUUCCCAUCUUUGCCCAGGCAUAUUUAGAAGUAUGUGGAAAUCAAAAUGGACAGUUUUUUGGACUUCGCGACUAUUACAGUCUUGUAAAGAUGGUCUUUAUUACGGCUAAGGAGACAAAGUGUGAACCAACAGAGGAACAAUUGGCUGACACCAUUUUACGGAACUUCAGUGGUAAAGAUGAGUUUAAUCCACUUGAAAUUUUCCUCCCUACUUUGAACUCUCUUCCUCAAACAAGCACACUGGAGAUGGUGAAGAAAAAUAUCAAAGCAGAUUCCAGUGAUGGAGAGUGUCGCUACCUGCUGCUCCUUACCAAGAACUUCGUUGCCCUUCAGAUUGUACUGCAGCAUGUUUUCCAAGAUCUGGAUGACAAGCCGGAGAUUAUAUUUGGGUCCAGUUUCCCAAAAGAUCAGGAAUACACGCAAAUUUGUAGAAAUGUAAAUCGAGUGAAGAUCUGCAUGGAGACUGGGAGAACAGUGAUACUUCUGAAUUUGAAGAACCUGUAUGAAAGCCUUUAUGAUGCUUUAAACCAGUACUAUGUGAACCUUGGAGAAUACCAAUAUGUGGAUCUGGGUUUAGGAACGCAUCGUGUCAAAUGCAGAGUGGACAGAAAGUUUCGGCUCAUUGUUGUUGAAGACAAGGAUGUUGUCUAUAAACAGUUUCCCAUUCCCUUGAUCAAUAGACUUGAAAAGCACAGCCUAGACAUGAGCACUGUGCUUAAUCUCCAGCAGCAAAGCAUCACCAAACAAUUGGAGCUAUGGGUCAAGGAGUUUGUGUCAGUGAAAAUGAGUCGUGAUGGAGCGCAAGGUGGAUUGAUGUUAAACCCUUCAGAGGUGAUCAUUGGAUUCCACGCUGAUGCAUGUGCAAGUGUAGUACUGCAAGUCUUGGACACUGCAAACCUGAAAAGUGAAGGUACCUUUGAAGACACUCGAACUAUACUAAAAUCAGCAAAACACCUACUUCUCAACUGUGUGACUCCAGAUGCUGUGGUCCGUUUAAAACACUCGAAACUCGGGGGUCAUGAAGUCAAGCAGCAGUGGGAAGAAUAUUUUGUUCAACAACGCCAUAGAUCACUGAGUGAUUAUAUUCACCAGCACCUUGGAAACGCAGAGACGCGACGGCACAAUUGUGUUGAGGUGACAACAUUUUCGAGGCUGCUUACCAAAUCAGAUAUCAAGGUAAUGGCUAAGGAGCUUGGUAACAAUGUGGGAGAAUUUCUGCUUCUGUUCCUGCACCAGUUCGAUACGGAACAUUCAUUCUGCAAAAAAAUCAGAGAAUCGUUUCAAAACUCAAACACUGAAGUUCGGGUGUUGCUGAUACAGAUGGAUACCGAGGAAUCCUCUCUGAGUUCAGAACUGAUUGCUUCUGCCAAAUACUGCACAAUGAACGAAAUGAAUCUGAUGAACUCCACAGCAAAGUCAAAUUGUUACGUGUAUUUUAUCACCAAGCUCUCUAGAAUUGCCGGCGGAUCGAAAUAUAUUGGAUUUCAAGGAGGCCAGUGGCUGUCUGUCCACAUUGAUGAUGUGACUGAAUCAGAGGAGAUGGCAUCGGAUAUAUCUGCAUUCUAUAACACGACUAUCAGUGAACUGUUUGCUAAGGCUAUGGGUGUACAAGGAGAAAUUAACGGUCCGAACACUGUUCCAGAAGAUGAUCAACAAGCCAAAAAGCUUAUGUCAAGGCCGAGCAUUCUCAACACAACAUUCCUGUUACAAAGCUGCAUACAAAGUGCCAUCAGUAUCAUAUGUGAUGGGAAAGAUGGAUCCAGUCGAAACACUGAACGUGUCCAGAUCCUUCUGAAUCUCCUGAGAGAAGAAGGGAAAUGUGAGGCACAGUUUUUGAGAACGGUGAAAGAGAGGCUGAUGCUGCAGCUGCAGGAACAGGAGGAGAUGUCACCAAAUCCAAAAGAGUGGAUGUGUAAUGAGGCCAAGAAAAUUGGUGCUCUCCAAGAGGGCGGCACAUUCAGACACACACUAUGGAAGUGCAUUCAGAAGACGGUUACUCCCAAACUGGCCCAGAUGAUUUCCAUCCUAGACAGAGACUAUAACCUGAAUCUUUUGGUGGAUCCUAAAGUGAACAUAGAGAUCAAAGCGCUCUGGCUUGACAUCUUCAGUGAUUUACAGAUAUUGAGAGUAUCUCACCAGGCAGGAAGCUCAGGGCCAAAGGCAGAAGAAAUAACAGUCGAUCACAAAGUGAGUAAAGGACAUGCAGAGUCUCCCUGUGCUACCCCUUUCAGCUGGCUGAUCAAGGAAUACAUUGACCAGUUGUGGCUUGAAUUCCAGUAUUUGGAAGGGUCAGCUGACAGAGGCAUGGCAAAAAUGCUGAAAUUUGUUGACAGUUUUAAUAAAAGUAAGCUCGGAGAGUAUUUGGGACGUCAAAGCAAAGAAUCAAAGUGUGACCUUGGUCAGCGGUACCUAACUGAUUUUAUUUUGAUGACCAUAAAUGGCUCGUCGUUUACUGAAGUUCAGGUUUUCAGGGCAGCAUUCAUUUCCUGCAUGAAUGAGCUUCAGAAUGAUUGUGGUCUGACCCUUCAAGAGCAGUCACCUCCCUGGAUACACAUUGCCUAUAACAUUUUCAAAAGCCGUCUGCAUAAUUUGUCCAAGACAAUUGCUCUCUAUCCAACAGUCCAGGAACACAUUUAUAAUUAUCUACAGGGAACAAUGGAUUCUAACCCUCAAGAAAUGAUGCUUGACAUAUUUGCAGCUUAUGCCUGUGCUGAAAGGGUUCAAGCUUUAGAUAUUGUGACAAUCAAGGACUGUAAAGAAUUAAUAGAAAUAAUGGAAACCGUACAGCCAUCGGUUAAACUCAUUUAUGAUAAAAACUACAUCAAAGCCUGCAGACCAAUAUGCCAGCAAACUAUUGCUGAAAUCAGAUCAAACUGGGAACGUGCACUUGUGUUGGGCGUGUUUAUCGAACAUGUCGUUUUCAGUGUAGCUGACACCGAUGCCAAGUUAAGGGACAUUGCUGUAAAACAUUGUGCACAGCUUCAGAAGAUCCUCAGAACAUCCGCUGAUUUGAAAAAGAACAGAACAGUUGAAGCAGUUAUUGAAGUUCUGCAGAUGUGCAAUGAGGAAGCUAGUCACUUGGACUACAGAUAUGGUAUCAAGGAAUGUCCAAUCUGCCUUGGGGAGCUGAAGGAUCCAGCUUGCCUUCCCUGUAAACAUGUCUUUUGCAUCAACUGUCUGGAAAGUUCAUUUGAAGUUCAGUCUUUAUGUCCAAAGUGUAAGGCAACUGUGCCAGGUUCGUUUAAAAUUGAAGUCUCCAUCCAGUUAAAAAAGGCUUUGGAAAAACAUAAUAACUUCCGUCAGAAGUGCAAUAUGUUUUUCAUGGAGGUUGUUUCCAGGUUUUGCUUCAGUGAAGAUUCUCCGCCCAGUGAUGGAGUGAUUAUAUUGCUGCUGUCAUUACUAAUCGCAGUCAGGGAAUCACCUAAAGGUAACCUCUACCAGACUCGGACCUUAACCCCAUUCUCUGAAUGCGUGGACAUCAAUCCUGUGAUACGAUCUGUUUUACUGAAACUUAUGCUGCAUUAUAGUUUUGACAAAGUAAAAGUCUUUAUGCAGAAGUACCUCUCAAGCCUGGAAGAAAAGAUAUUCUUCAAAGAGGAUCUGAAGGAACUCCAUCUUCUGUUCAUCAACUGUUUUGAGGAUUCGAUAUGUGGUCACUUUGAACAAAGUGGAGGAUUUGGCAGUUUAGAACUGUUGAAACAGAACUGCAGCUUUGCUAGCAGGUUUGCGAGACACCAGGUAGCUACCUGUGAAGAAAAUGCCACAGAAUACUUGCAGAACAUUGCCAGGCUGCGUUUCUGCUUCACUCUUACAGCUAAACUGAUGUAUGAAUCACAUAACAGUACAGAUGUGAAACACAAAGCCAUAAAGGCAAAUUUCAUUGAACAUAUAAAAAUGAUUUGUUUGAAUUCUGACAAUGACUGGUAUCGAGUUUAUUUGAUGAGGACAGUCUAUGACCAGUACGGGAUGGAUUUUGUUCAGAAUUUACAACAGCUCAAAGACAACCACUGGAUGUUUCCAGAUAAAAUAAUUGAAAAACAGUGUUGUUGGGCAGGUGGUCAGAUGGAUCGCUUUAUUUUCUACGGGCUGCAAUAUAAAACCAUUCGUGAUGCAGUUGCUGAGGCAGCCUUGACUUGCCAAGUGAGCAUCAUGACAAACAAGUUAAAGGCUUUGAAGUGUCCUUUAAGUAAUCAGCAGGUUUACAUGGCCUUGGCAUUCUUCCAUGAGGUAACAUGUUCGUUUGCAGCGGAGGAUGACAGUUUGCAUGCUACUUCAAAGUCAAUCGACACUUUGCAGAGAUUUAUUAAGGGUAAUAGACUCUUUGAGGCUCCAGCACUGAAGGAUUUCUGCACUACUUUGGUAAAAAAUGAAUUAGGAAGCCUGGAAUUCUCCCUGCGGAUCACACCAACACAGUCAAACCAACGGCGCAUCUUGAUUGAAAUAAUUGUUCACGCAGCUUUGGUGUUCAUCUGUGGAAAAAAUGUUUUGUCAUCCCCUCUCCGCAAUAUUGCUUUCGACUCUGCAAAAAUGAGGCAUGCUUACUUACCAACCAUGCCAGAAGACCUUCGGAGUGAAGCCAAGGGCUGGAUUUCAGAGAAGGUGACGUGGUAUGAAUGCCAAUGUGGUGAAGUUAUUCCAGUUGGUCAGUGUGGAAGACCGGUGCAGGUUGCUCGUUGCCCUACUUGUUUUGGGCCAAUUGGUGGACAGAAUCACACACCUGUUCCUGGAUUUACUCUUUCAGCAAGUUCCGGUGAUCAAACCCAGAGUGGUCACAUCUUGGGACCUGCCUCAAGGAGAAAUAAAGUUGUUGCCCCCGAUCGACAGAUGACUCCUGUUGCUUUCUUGUUACUGCGAGCACUGACGCAUGUGUCAAUGAUGCUCGGGGCAGUUCAUCAUCAUCAGAUCAUUGGAGAAAUGAUUAAAUCACGGGUACCAAAUGUGUCGGAGUUCCUGUGGCAGCAUCUUGAAGCAGAUCUGAAUCAGCUUGGAAAGUCACUGGGGAAGAACAUUGACGAUACAGCCACCUGCAUCCAUCUGGUUAUUGAUGGCCUUCUGAAUAAGCCUCAGGGCAAUGAACACCGAGAAGUGUGGGAUGAAGGCCUGUCAUCAAAGAAAUCUAGAAAUGCAUGGGAGAGCCAUUUCAUCAAAGCUCUUAUUUCUCCAUUGUUAAAGGUUCUUGAUGAGAGAUUGUCGGAGGUAGGUGAGCAGAUGAGUUCUGAUGACAGAAUUGGUGGGAGUCCUGUUGUUAAAAUGCUGUAUGGUGAUCCAUCAGAUUUGCUGAGCUUUCCUCGUGAUGUUUUGGACUGUACCUCUGCCUGGAAAUGUCAACCUCGAAUAUGUGUAGAGAACUUCACGCACAUUGUAGAGCAAAAGGGUGGAAAGAAACUAACACCUAUCCUGUGGAAAUUUCUUCAAAAGGCAUGUUAUAUAACGCUGCUUAAGGAUCUACCCAACCUUCUUGAACUUCAAUAUGAAUUAAUCAGGACAUUCCAAAGUGCCUCAGAUGUGAAAUCAAAAACCAUUUCCCAGUUCCUGCAGCAAAUGGCUUCAGAUCAACAGGGCCAAAGGCAUAGCUUUGAGAAAAGGAUCAAGAUUUUCUUACAGCUCUGGAAUCAGCUGCGUUUGAACCUGGCAGAAAACGAUCUGAAAAUUCCAAAAGAGCUGUGUCAGAAGGACUUAACGCUUGAAAGUCCCAUUGAAAUUUUGUUACCUCAACCACAGGGUCCAGGCCUUUGUGCAACUGCACUCAGCAAGUUUCUCAUUGAGAUUCAAAAUAAUCUCAUUGGGGCCAUUAACGAUCACAAAAAAUCUUCCAUUAGCCCAGAAGAGAUAUCAGAUGUACAUGUAAUUAUUUGCGACCCUGAUAAAGAUUUCAUUCCACUCAUUCUGUCAAAUUGCCAGUACUCCCUGGAAAAAGGGCAAGAAACGAUACGUGAAUACGAUAUUAAAAACAUUGAGCGGCAGCUGAUACGACUGUUCCUGAAAGAAAAACCAUUCAUAGUUGACUAUAAAAUUCCCAAAUUUGUAGGAAGGCACGAAAGAGAUUAUUCAAGCAUCUUCAUGAAGCUGAAAGCAAAGAUAACUCAAGAAAUAUUAUCACAUUCUGUCUGCACCGCAGUUACAACAGUGCUGAAAUCCUACAGUGACAUUUGUGAUGCCCUGGACAUCAUUGAGAUUGUGGUCGGAUUCCUCGCUACGGCAGGAGGAGCCCCAGACCACCAGCUUCUCUGCUAUCUCAAGGAUACUUUAUUGAUGGGUCGGCAAGCAUUAGCCUGUGUCAGCAAGGCAUUUGAAGGAUGCAAACUGAAGCACACACUGUCCCUCUGGCAACUGCUGUCUUCUUGGAAAUCUGAGGUCAUGCUGGGCACAGAUAAGGACCCAUUUGAGAGGAUCCCUGACGCAUACAAAGAAAAAUUACAUCCCCAGGAAGAAAGAGAGCUGAAGAGCUUUUUCGCAUCCACUGACAUCAACACAUUUCUCUGGGAGCUUCAUGAGAUAUUGGUCCUGAAGACUGCUCAAAGCAAUGUAGAUAACUACUUCCCAUCCACUUGGAGCCUUAAAGACACUCUUUCAAUUUACCUGGAGUCCAAGGGUUCUGACAUUCUGCCAGGACUGGAAGACAGUCUUUCUGAUGAAAUCGCUCUGGCUAAAAGCAUCCAGACGUGGAAACUUGCAGUAAACUUUAAGAAAGGAAUUCGCUAACGUCACUCUAUUUGGGCCUAGGACCUUUUCUGCACUGAAGUAUAAAUGAUGAUGAAAAUGAGUGAAUACCUGUUAUCAGUAAAGGCUGACCUGAUUUAAUGGUGGCCUAUUUCAGUUUUGCACUAUUUCAGAUAAGUCCAUUAUAUGUGAAUUAUUAUGUGGCUAUAAACAAUCAGCAGGUUUUUUUGUUGUAAUAACGCAGUGCUGUACGAAACGUGCACAAAGAAAUUAGCACUGUGCAACAUCCUGCACAAUCACUUGAAAAUGACAUACAGUGGAAAGAAUAAUUAAAGUCGAAUGUUGUUCCCUGUGAAUAAUGUUCCACCCUGUAUGAUUUAAAAUCUACCAUUUUGUAAAUAAAUAGGUACAAGCUGUUUGGCAGGGAACAUCCUCCCACGACAAAACCAAUGAGUUAUUGCAUUAAUGUUUGGCACCAUUUGCUAGUCAAAUACCACAAUUUUGUAUUGAGGUUCCAGAGACAGUGGCUAAUGGUUUCUGAGUGGAUGCAAGAAGAAAUUACUUGCCUUCAUUAUAAAGUCAUCUCCCUGUAUAGUUUGUUAUCUGAAAAGCACAAUGCGUAAUGUAUAGGAAUGGGGGGGAGGCCAUUCAGCCCCUCAAGCCUGUACCAUCAUUCAAUUGGCUCAUAGUUACCUGUACCUUAGCUCCGUGACCCUGAAUAUCCUUCCAUAACACAAAUAAGCUCCCGUUUUUAAAUUUUCAAUUGACUUAACCUCAACAGCUUUUUGGUGAGAAUGUUCCAGGUUUCCACCGCCAUUUAUGUGAAGAAGGGCUUUCUGACAUCACCCCAAAUGGUGUAGCUCUAAUUUUAAGGUUGUACCACCAUGUUCUGUACUCCCCCACUUUCCAACCCUAUGAACUCCUUUAAUUCUCUUAAACACCUCCAUUAAAUUACCCCUUAAUUUCCUAAUAUUCAAGGAAACACAAGCCACAUCGAUGCAACCUUACAACUUUAACCCCUUUGGUCCAGGGAUCAUUCUGUUGAAGCUGCUCAACUAUUUUUCAGUAUAAGCAUUUAAUACAUAAUCUAGCCAAAAAUGGAAACAGUAGCAGUGUGGCACACCUGCUUCCUGCUGGUUUUACACAUCUUUGCUUUGAAAAUUUCAUUUGAAAUUAAAAACAAUUUCAUCUUCUAUUUCUUUUACUUCUACAGCUGUUUUAAUAAUUAUUUGUCUGCUUGGUAAAUCAACUUAUUGUGUAUUGAUCUUAAAUGCUGUAAUUUGUUGUCCAUUUUAGUUUAUGUACAAAGAAUAAUUUUAGGAAGUUUUCAAACAGAUAAAAAUAUACGAAUGAUUAGAAUUGAUUCCAUUGUUAAUAGGAUGUGAGGCAAUGAAUGGUGAUCCACUGAAUAAUUAUAGAGGUUAAUUACACCCUGUCAUAGAGAGUUUACUGCUAUUGUGUUACAAAUAGUUUUUGUGAAAUACUGUUUAGCGAAUCUAAAUAAAGCGGAAACUUCAAA
Messenger RNA from Carcharodon carcharias (great white shark), 18114 nucleotides. RefSeq names its product E3 ubiquitin-protein ligase rnf213-alpha-like. Gene Ontology annotation, biological process: negative regulation of non-canonical Wnt signaling pathway; sprouting angiogenesis; ubiquitin-dependent protein catabolic process. The transcript is spliced from 71 exons. Gene Ontology annotation, cellular component: membrane; cytosol; nucleolus. NCBI's taxonomy places the organism in Eukaryota, Metazoa, Chordata, Chondrichthyes, Lamniformes, Lamnidae. The coding region runs from base 168 to 16637 and encodes 5489 amino acids. The record is from RefSeq and is a predicted model, not a curated record. Gene Ontology annotation, molecular function: ATP hydrolysis activity; ubiquitin-protein transferase activity.